Messenger RNA from Durio zibethinus, 2044 nucleotides. RefSeq names its product L-ascorbate oxidase homolog. NCBI's taxonomy places the organism in Eukaryota, Viridiplantae, Streptophyta, Magnoliopsida, Malvales, Malvaceae. The record is from RefSeq and is a predicted model, not a curated record. Gene Ontology annotation, molecular function: copper ion binding; oxidoreductase activity.
UCAACAGAAAAAUAGAUUUCUUAAGCUAAACAAAAAAAUAUAAUGUUGCGGUGUAUUGGAAAGAAAAGGCGGAUUUAUAGAAAAAAGUGGUUUUACAUGGUAAAAGCUGUUAGUGUUAAAAAUAGAAUGUAAUUAAUGAAAGAAAUGGGAAAAAAAAAUGAAAGGAAGGGCGCCAUGUAUGGAUCUGGAGCGAAGAAUGAGGACGGGAAUUUGUGGUGAGCAAUGCUUGCGCACAAGGGAUUCCCUUGUAUAAAUGGCAUCGCCCAAUGGAGUUCGUAGAUCAAAGCAGACAAAUCUUCCUCCACUUGGGGAUCGCAAACACUAAUUGAUAAGUUAAUUUCAUUGGAGAGACGGAUCUUUUUGAAAAGCAGGUGAAGGGAGAAAAGCCAUGGGUGGAGUGAUGCUAAUAUUGUUGUUAUGCCUGUGGGCUGGAUCGAUGCUGGUGGCCCGAGCCGAAGAUCCUUACCUUUUUUUCACUUGGAACCUCACCUACGGCACCAUCUCUCCCUUGGGAGUUCCCCAGCAAGGCAUUCUUAUCAACGGUCAGUUCCCCGGGCCCAAUAUCAACUCUACCAGCAACAACAACAUCGUGCUCAAUGUCUUCAACAACCUUGAUGAGCCAUUCCUUUUGACAUGGAACGGCGUACAACAAAGGAAGAACUCUUGGCAGGAUGGUGUGCUCGGAACCAACUGCCCUAUUCUCCCUGGGAAGAAUUACACCUAUCACUUCCAGGUCAAGGACCAAAUUGGCAGCUACAUGUAUUAUCCAGUGACAGCUAUGCAUAAGGCAGCCGGAGGUUUUGGUGGCCUUCGUAUUAACAGCCGUCUACUCAUUCCUGUCCCCUACCCUGAUCCUGCGGAUGACUACACUAUCCUUGCGGGAGACUGGUUCAGCAAAGGACACACCACCCUCAAGAAACUGCUGGAUGGCGGCCGCAACCUUGGCAGAUGUGACGGUGUCCACAUUAAUGGGAAAGUAGCCAAAGGUGAUGGUAAGGAUGAACCUCUCUUCACCAUGGAGCCUGGCAAGACCUACAAGUAUAGGAUUUGCAAUGUCGGAAUCAAGACAUCUCUCAACAUCAGGUUCCAAGCCCACAACAUGAAACUGGUUGAGAUGGAGGGCUCUCACACAGUGCAAAAUGUGUACGAAUCCCUUGAUGUUCAUGUUGGACAGUGCUUUAGUGUGCUUGUAACGGCCGACCAGGAACCUAAGGAUUAUUACGUUGUGGCCUCUACCCGAUUUACCAGACGAUUGGUUACAUCCACCGGCAUCAUCCGCUACACCAAUGGCAAGGGACCGGCCUCACCUGAGCUGCCUCCACCACCUGUUGGUUGGGCUUGGUCACUCAACCAAUUCCGUACCUUCCGUUGGAACCUCACUGCUAGCGCUGCCAGGCCUAAUCCUCAAGGCUCCUACCAUUAUGGUUCCAUUAACAUUACCCGUACCAUCAAGCUAGCUAACACCGCCGGAAAGGUAGAUGGCAAGCUUCGAUAUGCCAUUAACGGAGUCUCCUAUGUCGACCCACCCACUCCAUUGAAACUUGCCGAAUACUAUAACGUCGCCGACAAGGUUUUCAAGUAUGAUAAUAUUGCGGACGAUCCGCCAGCUACAAUCUCAGAAAUCACUCUAAACCCUAUUGUCCUUAACUUGACCCACCGAACCUUCAUCGAGAUCAUCUUUGAGAACCGUGAGACCGCCAUUCAGUCUUGGCACUUGUCCGGCUAUUCAUUCUUUGCUGUGGCCAUCGAGGCUGGGACUUGGACUCCUGAUAAGAGGAAGAACUACAAUCUUCUUGACGCCGUGAGCAGGCACACGAUUCAGGUCUUUCCAAAGUCCUGGGCUGCAAUCCUUUUGACUUUUGAUAACUGCGGAAUGUGGAACAUCAGGUCCGAGAUAUGGGACAGGCACUACCUUGGACAGCAGCUCUAUGUGAGCGUUCUCUCCCCUGCGCGCUCCCUCAGGGACGAGUACAACAUUCCGGAUAACUUACUGCUUUGCGGCAUCGUGGAGAGCAUGCCUAAGCCUCCACCAUACAGCAUGUAA